This is a messenger RNA of Canariomyces notabilis, 992 nucleotides long. RefSeq lists its product as uncharacterized. The record is from RefSeq and is a predicted model, not a curated record. Gene Ontology annotation, cellular component: membrane. The transcript has 5 exons. Gene Ontology annotation, biological process: transmembrane transport; metal ion transport. Bases 237 to 902 code for a protein of 221 amino acids. Gene Ontology annotation, molecular function: metal ion transmembrane transporter activity. NCBI's taxonomy places the organism in Eukaryota, Fungi, Ascomycota, Sordariomycetes, Sordariales, Chaetomiaceae.
UUCAGCCUCGACGAUGAAGGCAUUACAUACCGCGACGAGACCCAAACUCUCUCGUUGCAUUUCAUACAGUCAAGCGGGGGGUCAAGUACCCACGAAAAAGAGGUGGAACCGUGACCAGAGUGGCCAGCGUGACCAGCUCGAUGAGCACUGCGAUAGAAAUGACAUCACAAACGUGCAUUCGUCAAUAGAGAGGCGUCUACUCGGUCUCGGGAGGGCAUUACGGGGCAAGAAAUUGGAUGCUAGCCAUGUGGCGCAGCUUAUCGUCAAUGAAUGUUCAGGCAUUCUCUUCGAUAUCGGCAAGCAUAGAGAGAAAUGGCUCCAAGUCCGGGAGAUCUACGAGGAGGAAAUCUGCAGCUGAAGCGGAGCUCUUCAGAUCGUUCACAUCAGACGUGGAAAACGUUCCAAGCCGGGGCGGCGAGGGAAUCCGCUCCAAAUUCAAUAUCGACGAGGAAGCACAGCUUCUCAACAAAGUAAAAGACAUCCGCGACGAAUUGAAGAUGAUCAAAACAAUCUUCCAGACUCAACGAGAGAUUCUGGAGUGUUUAAGCGACUUCAAGGCGGUCGUGAAAGAUGUUGAUACCCGAGUCAAAGAUGUGGGAAGGAUCGACCGCUAUGCGUACCAGACCGAGGAGGCGCUUAAACACCUCCUCGAUCUCAAGCAGAAACAGGCCAACAUGCAGGAGACGCACUUUCUGAGCAUCCAAAACGAUCAGACGGCCAAGCAAGGGCAGGCAAUCACGACAUUUACAAUUGUGACGAUAGUUUUUGCUCCCCUAUCGUUCUUGACCUCCUUCUUUGCCAUAGAGAUAGAGGAACUUGCCAGGCCAAUGACACUAGCCUUCGUUCUUAGGAUUAUAUGUGAGUCUGCUACCCAGACCGUACUUCAACCUAUCCAGCAUUGACGGGAACGAACUCGCUUACACCUACCAACCACGACUCCCAGUCCCUGUAACCGUUGCUGUUGUUGUGAUUUGCAUUCUGCUUGCGUUCGU